Molecule: messenger RNA, 3493 nt
Organism: Thamnophis elegans (Western terrestrial garter snake)
Lineage: Eukaryota; Metazoa; Chordata; Lepidosauria; Squamata; Natricidae
Gene: AIP
Product: aryl hydrocarbon receptor interacting protein
Exons: 6
Coding region: 23-1015 (330 amino acids)
Molecular function (GO): protein binding; peptidyl-prolyl cis-trans isomerase activity
Source: RefSeq, a predicted model, not a curated record
CCGAAUCGGGCGAGAAGCCAUCAUGGCGGACAGGAUUGCGCAGCUCCGGGCGGAUGGGAUCCAGAAGCGGUUGGUGCAGGAAGGCCGGGGACCGACGCCUGAUUACCAAGACGGUACCAAGGUUACCUUCCACUACCGCACCAUGCUUUGCAGUUCAGAUCAGAAAGUACUAGAUGACAGUCGUACCCGGGACAAGCCUAUGGAGCUGAUCUUCGGCAAGAAAUUCAAGCUGCCUGUCUGGGAAACCAUCUUGCACAGCAUGCAGGAGGGCGAGGUGGCUGAAUUCUUGUGUGACACAAAGCAUGUGGUCUUAUAUCCGAUGGUGUCCAAGAGCCUGAGGAACAUUGCAGCUGGGAAAGAUCCUCUGGAGGGACAACGACAUUGCUGUGGCAUUGCCCAGAUGCACGAACAUCAUUCGCUGGGUUAUUCAGACCUUGAUGAGCUCCAGCAGAACCCACAGCCCCUCAUCUUUGCCUUUGAAGUGCUCAAGGUGGAAAGGCCUGGCAUGUACCGGCAGGAUCCAUGGGCUAUGUCAGAUGAGGAGAAGUUGAAGGCUGUGCCCCUGAUCCACCAGGAGGGCAAUGAGCUCUACAAGGAAGGCAAAGUGCAAGAAGCGGCUGCCAAGUACUACGAUGCAAUCGCUUGCCUGAAGAACCUGCAAAUGAAGGAGCAGCCAGGAUCUCCUGACUGGAUCCAGCUGGACCAACAGAUUACUCCUUUAUUGUUGAAUUACUGCCAGUGUAAACUGCUGACUGAGGAGUACUAUGAGGUGCUGGAUCACUGCUCCUCCAUUCUCAACAAGUAUGAAGAUAACGUCAAAGCCUACUUCAAGAGAGCCAAGGCUCAUGCAGCCGUCUGGAAUGCAACUGAGGCUCAGGCCGAUUUUGCCAAGGUUUUGCAGCUGGAUCCAUCGCUGACCCCAGUGGUAACCCGGGAACUUCGCAACUUGGAGACCCGCCUGCGUGCGAAAGAGGACGAGGAUAAGAUCCGUUUCAAAGGCAUCUUCUCCCAGUAGUCCUUGGACCGGCUGCUGAUGCUCUUGCUCAGGACAGCUCUGGCUUUAUAUAUCAGCCUGUCUAGGGAGAAGUUGUAUAAAUGUGGUGUGUGGCUCCUUGUCAGGCUUAUCCCCACCCUCCACACUAACCUUGGAGGGAGCCAGCUUUUCUUGCCAACAGAGUUUGUACUCUCAUGCCAAUAGCACUAUUUGCUACUGCCAGGGUUAGGUAUGGCAAGAAAGGCAUUUCAGAUUCUCAAAGCCAAAGCAGGGUGGAAAGCAUGUCCAGAAAUGCAUCUGCCACUUAGGUGGGAGCCUAUCGUUCUCCUGUAAUUGAUUUUAUUCUCCUGUCUCGCCACACAUGGUGCCUUUUGGUCAUCUGAGCACAAGGAAGGAAAGUUACUUUCUUGGGCUGGUGUCUUAAGAAAGGGCUGGCAGAAGCUCUGGCUGAAGGGUUUGCUUUGAAUCGAGGCUUCUUUUCCAUCUCCAAAUCUUCUUUCAGCUGCCAGAGAAAAGGCCGGGCAUAGGAGCAUCCGAUCUCUAUAAACAGCAAUGGCUUCCAUGUCUGUGGAUGUGGGCAAGAGAAAAGGGGAUGCCAAGAACGACAAGGUCUGAGAGGUGAUGGGCUCUUGAAUAUCAUCCCUGCUCCCUCUCUUUGAGAGUCACGCAAAGCUCAUACACAAUCUCAGUUAGGUGCCCUUUGCUGCUACUUGAAUAUAUAGGAUUAUACCCCGUAAUCCCCCAGCCACAACUUUCCUGCCUAAAAGAAGCAUAGCAAGCGUCUCUGUUGCAAGUUAAGAAGGGAAAAGCAAAGCAUAUCUUGAAAGGCAGGAGCUCAUGUCUGCUGUAGUGAGGUGGCUGUGCUGGCAAACUCCUCAGUCCAGCCUUGGAGAAGGAAUCUCAUGCUGGUGGAAUCCGAGUUGAAGAGAUCUGUAUUGUCAUUUCCCAGCCUCGGAUUGGUGGAGCUGCUGUAAUUUUCCUGCCAAGAGACUUUUGAAUUCCCACCCAACUCUAUUUAGAUUUGAUAUAUGAGAGAGAGAGACAGAGAGAGAAAAACAGAAAGAGAGACCUGGUGGGUGUGGCUUCCUAAUUAAAAUAAGAUGAAAUAUUUCCUUCUCUCUUGUAGAAGCUAUAGGAGUAAAGGUGAUGCUAGCUGGCCUAUCUCAUCUACGUAUUGGAGUAGUGUGUUGUACUCCACCCUCAAUAGCUUUCGGCUGCUUUAGAAGUCUCUGCCAUAAAAUCCUCAUUUCUUGAAUGCCAACUUUCCUCCAUUAGUAGUAAUUACUGGCAAAGCAGUCCCCAGACUCAGGUUCUGCAGUCACUCCUUGUUCAAAAUGUGCCCAUUCGAAGUUUUGUAUGGGGAUUACCUUGCUGGAUUGGACAAGAAAAUCCUCACCACUACAAACUGGAGCCUCACUAUUGACUGUCUUGCUUAUGAUGGUGCAGAAUAGUGGCUGAGAGCAAAGGCCCCACCUAGGAACUAGGCUUCCCUAUCCAUUCCCCAUUCCCAAGUAAUGAAGAAUAGUAGUCAUUUGCUGUUGCUGCUGUGUGUGGGACUGGGGUAUAUUUCGACCCCUCUCCCAAAUUUUCUUGGCAGCUUUCCGGUCUAGGAUCAAGGACCUGCUUAGUGUGUUUGUAUCCAUGUGUCUCUGUGUGCGUCUUGGCAAUUGAUUGCAGCCAGGAAACAGAGGGAAAAUUGUUCCUUAAUAAGACAAGAAAAAAGGGAGACCUCUGCUGAAUGCAGCUUUCUAUAAUUGGGAACUCUAGCUGAGUUUGGGCUGCCUUUGGGAAGCACAAGGACCUAAAUGAAGAAGCUAUGUAGAGCAGGAGAAUAUUUCCUUUUUUUUCUUUCCUGUGGUGGAGGAGACUGAGAAUUGUUUCCUAUUGGAGACAGGAUAGGGAUGUUUCCUUCCAUCCUGCCUCCUCAAAAUUUCUAUUGCCAAAGUUGCCUGUGAACCUCUCCAGAUUCAGCUAUAGUCCUGUAGCUGACAGUCCACCAAUUUUACUGCUAAAAUUGUUCUUCACCUUCUUUUAAUGGCCAUGAAUUAGAUCUAGUCUGUGUGUAUUUCUCUCACUAAAUUGCAGGGGAUUUCAUGAUUUAGUUUUUAUUUCAAGGGACAACUCCUCCCCACCCCCAAGGUCAAAUAAACUAAUGUAGAUCCAAUCCAUGACUCCUCGGAAGAAAAUACGGCUGGUCUCCCUGUGUAUUUCCCAAACGUUGGUAAAGCUGUGCAUUUUUAUAGCUAGAGCUGCUCUCCAGAUGUUAGUUCUUGGCUGCUAUUUGCUGUGCCUUCUUUUGUGAGCUCUCAUAGAAUAAAAAUGUGCUUCUAGACCAGAGUUGUCUGGUGAUGACUACGACAGUGAAAUUUAUCGGUGCGUCUUCAGCACCCAAAAUGGAUGGCCAGUGAUGGAAAUGAGAACCCAUCGCUGAAGUGUUUUGUGCUGACAAGAAGGCAACAUGUGACAGAGUUCAAAUAAAAAAAAAGUAUUUUCCUCUCA